ACCUCCUCAACGUUUUCUCGCUUUCUCUUCUGCGCUUCCUUUUCUCUCUCUGACAGAUUUGCCGCUUCAUUGCUUUCCUUUUUCACACUCUGCCCCCUUCUCUUUUUAAGCUCUGUUGUAUUUCUCAGCUUCAUUCUCAUCUUCGUUGUUCUUGCUCUUACUCGGCCUACACAUUACCUUCCUUUCUCUCUCUCCGUUUGGCCGCCUAGAAAAUUACCGAGAAAAAGAGAUACUGUAGCUGAAAUAUCCUUACCAAACAGUCAGUGCAAUCUAUUUUUUCUGGUUGCUCUGUUAUUCUGCUGGCUGUCGAACUAUACAUCGGUUCGUGCUUUACUUGGUGUUAGUUUUGUUACUGGUUUGUUUCGUUUCUGAAGAUUUGGCUCCUGGAACCUGCAUUCGGAGGAUUAUGAGUUUUCUCAUUUCCUUUUUCUUCUGUUUGGAGCUCGUAUAUUAGUUUAGAAGUAUUCGGUCAUAUUUUGAAUAUUAGAAGCCGGUCAAAAUUGGGCUUUAGUUCUUAAUCUUCGUCGGCCUACACAUUUCCGUCCUUCCUCUCCCUGUUUGACUGCCGGGAAAGUUACUGACAUAAGAUUCUUUAAUUGAUUAUUCUACCAAGCUGUCCGGGAGCUUGGCAGUUGAUGGACUGUUACCCUAAGAGUAGUGACAAGAAAACAUUGAAGAAGUGGUUUUUUAUUGAUAAAAGAGUUGGUUGAAGUGAAAAUUUGAUAUUGGCUCAAUUGCCGAUCAAUACGCUACUAGUUUCUUAAAUUCCUGCUGCUCUACAAAUUAAUCUACAAAACUGGAUCCAAUGGACCUGAAGUCAAAUCAUACUCCUGUUCUUACUGAUGCUGCACCCAUAACGAAAUCGAGAUUGGGCGUGCAUUCCAGUCUGUUGCCUUAUUCUCCAACAGGGGCAGCUUUUCCAUCUGCCCUGCUUCUGACAAUCCCUAGGAAGAAGGCAGGAUUUCUUGAUGAUGUUCGUUCUAGUGGUUGGCUGGAUGCCAUGAAAUCAUCUUCUCCUACAGCCAAGAAGAUAACAAAGGAUAUUAAUCAUGGUUUUGCAUCGUCUGAUGCUGAUAGCGCUUACGCUACCUGGCUGCUAAAGUAUCCAUCAGCACUUACGUCUUUUGAGCAAAUUGCAAACUAUGCAAAAGGCAAGAGAAUAGCAUUGUUUUUGGAUUAUGAUGGAACUCUUUCACCAAUUGUGGAUAAUCCUGACUGUGCUUUCAUGUCUGACAAUAUGCGUGCUGCUGUUAAAAAAGUGGCAGAGCUUUUUCCCACUGCAAUAAUUAGUGGAAGAAGCCGUGACAAGGUAUAUGAAUUUGUAGGACUAACUGAACUCCAUUACGCUGGUAGCCAUGGGAUGGAUAUCAUUGGUCCUGUCAGACAAUCUGUAUCUGAUAACCAUCCUAAUUGCAUUAGGUCUACUGACAAUCAGGGAAAGGAAGUUAAUUUAUUCCAACCUGCUGCUGAAUUCUUGCCCAUGAUUGAUGAGGUGUUUAAUUCCCUUAUUGAAUGUACAAAAGACAUUAAAGGUGUAAAAGUUGAGAGCAACAAAUUUUGUGUCUCUGUACACUAUCGCAACGUAGAGGAGAAGAAUUGGAAUAUGGUGGGGCAAAAAGUCCAUGAUAUUCUGAAAGACUAUCCACGCUUGCGAUUGACCCAUGGGCGCAAGGUUUUAGAGGUCCGACCAGUGAUCAACUGGGAUAAGGGCAAAGCUGUCACAUUUUUACUUGAGUCACUUGGGCUUAGCAACUGUGAUGAUGUGCUCCCUAUAUAUGUUGGAGAUGAUCGGACUGAUGAAGAUGCUUUUAAGGUUUUGAGGGAGGGGAAUAAAGGUUAUGGCAUCCUAGUUGCUUCUGCACCGAAGGAAAGCAAUGCAGUCUACUCUCUCCGUGAUCCAUCAGAGGUCAUGGAAUUUCUCAAGUCUCUUGUGUUUUGGAACUCAGGCCUCCUUAAAAGUUACAUAUAGGGAGGAGAAUAUAGUCUACUAUAUAUCUAAUAAAGAUAGUUUUAUGUUUCAAGAUUUUUGGGUCUCCAAGCAAAGUACUCCAGGAGGUUUCUUGGAGCGGAUUUCAGCACAGAAGCCUCUCAUGGAAAAGCAUAGUCUCUGCCUGUAGUAACUGUAAAUUCUUGGCUCAUAAUUAUUUCAUAAAGUAUUACAGAAAUAUGUGCUGAGGGUACUUUCCUAUCAGAGUAUAUUAAUGUUCAAUUCAUCUCACUUUCUUUGUCAAUUUUGGUCAUUUUCUCUGAUUGUUCAUUCAUGGGUUCCACGAGAAACUACUCAUUUGUUAAUUCUUUUAUAUGUAGAAUGAUAUACAUAAAUUACAUUUUUAAAUAAGCUUAGUGGCCAUUGCGUGAAUGUUGCCUAA
Neltuma alba is the source of this 2369-nucleotide messenger RNA. RefSeq names its product trehalose-phosphate phosphatase A. The coding region runs from base 806 to 1969 and encodes 387 amino acids. Lineage: Eukaryota; Viridiplantae; Streptophyta; Magnoliopsida; Fabales; Fabaceae. Gene Ontology annotation, biological process: trehalose biosynthetic process. Gene Ontology annotation, molecular function: trehalose-phosphatase activity. The transcript is spliced from 13 exons. The record is from RefSeq and is a predicted model, not a curated record.